This is a messenger RNA of Amaranthus tricolor (Joseph's coat), 2045 nucleotides long. Its product is annotated as BAG family molecular chaperone regulator 1-like. Gene Ontology annotation, molecular function: adenyl-nucleotide exchange factor activity; protein-folding chaperone binding. Bases 688 to 1749 code for a protein of 353 amino acids. Gene Ontology annotation, biological process: protein stabilization. The record is from RefSeq and is a predicted model, not a curated record. Lineage: Eukaryota; Viridiplantae; Streptophyta; Magnoliopsida; Caryophyllales; Amaranthaceae. The transcript has 4 exons. Gene Ontology annotation, cellular component: cytoplasm.
CUAAACAAGAAGUACAUGUUUUUACAUACAUCUAUAGACUAUCAACACAUAGCAAGAAUAUAACAUUUCUAAUAAACAAGGAGAAUACAAUGCAUCAACUUGGUUGGUUUGCUGUCAAUCCAAUAUAUUAAAAUCUUUUGAAUUCUCUCUUUCUUCCCAGUUGGGAUGUUCUUUCUCUAUCCCCAGCCCUCUCUUCCUCCAGCUAGAACUACCAAAAUUAAAGUUCGAAUCUUUAGCUGAGGAAGGACAGAAUAAACCAACAACCCCUUAAAUUUUACUUGCACCAUUUUCUUCUACUUUCUUUUCAAUUUUUUUCUCAUUAAUUUCAUCCAUCAAUUCCCUUCCAAUAAUUAAAUUAAAUUUACUCAAGUAAUAUAUUCAUUAUUCAUUACUAGCUUUGACCCAAAAAAGGAGAAAAAAACAGAGAUCUAAGGAGGCUAAAAUUUCUCAUUUUUGUUCAAUUUUUGUAGAGAUCUGUAUAUAAACUCCAUAGAUUCUCUUGGGUAAAAGUUGAAAUUUACCCUUAGUCUUUUCUUUGGUGGGGAUACCAAUAAAAAAAAAAAAAAGAACUAAAACUGUGUGACAGUGAAAAGUUUUGAGAGUAGAAUUUUUGUUUUGUUGUUCUCAUUUAUUUCUAUACCAUACAAUUAAAAAGGGUUAUUUUCUGUUUUGGAGUUGGGAGUAAAGAUGAUGAGAAUGAGGACUAAAUUGACAGGGCUGUCACCCAUGAAUGCUAACAAAACAAAUGGUGACCGACACCUUCACACCGGUGUUAUAAAUGGCUGUAACGGUGUCGGUGUCGGUGGUGGUAGUUGUGGUGGAGGCGAAGAAGCACCUGAAAAUUGGGAGAUGCGUCCAUGUGGGAUGUUGGUACAAAAAAGAGUGGAUGAUGAACAAAAUACAAAGCCUCCACCAACUAUUAGAGUUCGAAUCAAAUAUGCUUCAAUUUACCAUGAUAUCUAUAUCAAUUCUCAAGCUACAUUUGGGGUGUUGAAGAAAAUGCUAACAGAGCCAACAGGGUUGCAUCAUGAAGAUAUGAAAGUGUAUUACAAGGAUAAAGAGAGAGAUUCAAAGGAGUAUUUGGAUAUUGUUGGUGUUAAAGAUAAAUCAAAAUUAGUAUUGGUGGAAGAUCCAAUUAGUCAGGAGAAAAGGUACCUUGAAAUCAGGAAGAAUGCCAAGAUGGAGAAAGCUGCCAAAUCAAUUUCUCAGAUCAGCUUACAAGUUGACAAACUUGCUACUCAGUUGACAGCUCUUGAAUCAGUGAUCUCUAAAGGGGGAAGAGUAGCAGAAAAGGAUAUUGUAAAUUUCAUUGAGUUAUUGAUGAAUGAAUUGAUCAAAUUAGAUGGCAUUGUUGCAGAUGGAGAUGUCAAAUUGCAAAGAAAGAUGCAGAUGAGAAGAGUUCAAAAGUAUGUAGAAACAUUGGAUAUGCUAAAGUUUAAAAAUUCAAUGCCAGUAACAAAUGGUGUUGAUCAACAUAAAUUAGGAAAUGGGCAUGCCAAACAUAAUGGGAAACCACCACUCCCUCAACAACGGCAAAGGCAUAAUAUAGGCCACUCGCCACUAAAGCCACAACCGCACCACCAUCAACAACAACAACGAUCGACGCAUUCGGCUUUUGGGACUCGAGUAACAACACAAUGGGAGACGUUUGAAGGUGCGCCACCUCUUAUUCCGGUCUCUUCUACAUCAUCAUCAGGAUCAACUACUCCAAAUAAAGUUUUAAACCCCAAGUUCCCUUGGGACUUUUGAGUAAGGAGGAACUUAUACAUAUUCCAUAGUAUGUUAAUUCAAUGUGUGUGGAUGUUUAUCAUUAUUUUUACUUUUUGAUAUUUUCCAAUAUUUCUGUCCAUUGGGAUUUUUUUGUGUUUGUUCAUUCUUUUAUGUAUCUAGAUUUGUUAGCACACCCCCUUAUUAUCUCCCCAUUUUGGGAAAUAAAUGGAGGAAUAUUAGUAUUACUAUAAUUGUUCAUCGAAUUAGUUGGAUAUAUACUUUGUUACUAUUCUACAUGCAAUUUUGUGUUAUUUACCACUUUUAUUUUAAACAAA